Molecule: messenger RNA, 544 nt
Organism: Raphanus sativus (radish)
Lineage: Eukaryota; Viridiplantae; Streptophyta; Magnoliopsida; Brassicales; Brassicaceae
Product: gibberellin-regulated protein 10-like
Exons: 2
Coding region: 90-359 (89 amino acids)
Source: RefSeq, a predicted model, not a curated record
UGUGCGGAAACUCUUGAGCUUUUGUCUUCAUCUUCCCAAAAUAACAAACCUCAUCGAAUCAGAUUAGAAUAACUUCAACCUCGCUAAGAAUGAAAAUGAAACUCGCUGUUGUAACGUUCGUCAUCAUCUCCCUACUCCUCUCAUCUUCUUUGUUCAUGUUUUCAGAAGCCUCACCAUGCGACGGAAAAUGCAAUGCGAGAUGUUCAAAGGCAGGAAGACAAGAUCGGUGUCUCAAGUAUUGCAAUAUAUGUUGUGAGAAGUGUAACUUCUGUGUUCCCUCCGGCACUUAUGGAAACAAAGAUGAAUGCCCCUGUUACAGGGAUAUGAAAAACUCCAAAGGCCAUCCCAAAUGUCCUUGAACAUGUCUUGAAGAUAAUCUUCAUAUACAUCAUAUCUAUUAUACACAUAAAUACUACAAUGGUGGUUGGCGCAUGAAAUAAUGAGUUUGAAUAUGUUUGUAUGAAAAAUGUGAAAGAUCUUGAUUAUAAACGUAAUGUGUUGUAAAAAAAACGAAAUAAUCUACUUUUAAUAUCAAUACUAUUAA